AUGUUGGCCACUAUUGCAAGUGUGUUUCGAGGGACUGCCCAGAGGAAUGGUGCUGCACUGAUUAUGUCAGCACGCACAUUCACUGAAUUCACAACUCAGGCUACCUUUGAAAUAAAGAAAUGUGACCUCUUCAAGCUGGAUGAGGGCCCUGCCACUCAGGUGGUUCUGACUCGUGAUGAGGGUCUGCAGUACUACCGCACAAUGCAGCUCAUGAGACGUAUGGAGCUGAAGGCAGAUCAGCUGUACAAACAGAAGAUGAUUAGAGGGUUCUGUCACUUGUAUGAUGGCCAGGAAGCCUGUGCUGUUGGUCUUGAAGCCUCAAUUAACUUGUCAGACCACCUGAUCACAGCAUAUCGUGCACAUGGCUACACUUACACCCGGGGAGGGACUGUCAAGGAGAUCAUGGCUGAGCUCACUGGCAGAAGAGGUGGAAUUGCAAAGGGCAAGGGAGGCUCUAUGCACAUGUACUGCAAAAACUUCUAUGGUGGAAAUGGAAUUAUUGGUGCUCAGGUUCCUUUGGGUGCUGGUGUAGCACUUGCCUGCAAGUACCUGGGCAACAAUGAGCUGUGUGUCUGUCUCUAUGGUGAUGGUGCUGCCAACCAGGGCCAGAUCUUUGAAACAUACAACAUGGCUGCUCUCUGGAAGCUACCUGUUAUCUUUGUCUGUGAGAACAACCGAUAUGGCAUGGGCACCUCAGUGGAGCGAGCUGCAGCCAGCACAGAUUACUACAAGAGAGGAGAGUUCAUUCCUGGUCUGAGGGUGGAUGGAAUGGAUGUUCUCUGUGUCCGGGAAGCAACCAGAUUUGCUGCUGAUCACUGUCGCUCUGGGAAGGGUCCUAUUCUCAUGGAACUCCAGACAUACCGCUAUCAUGGACACAGCAUGAGCGAUCCUGGACUUAGCUACCGCACACGUGAGGAGAUUCGGGAAGUGCGCAGUAAGAGUGACCCCAUCUCCAUGCUAAAGGACCACAUGCUCAGCCACAACAUGGCUAGUGUGGAGGAACUCAAGGGAAUUGAUGUGGAAGUGAGGAAGGAGAUCGAGGAUGCAGCUCAGUUUGCCACCACAGACCCAGAGCCCCCACUGGAAGAACUGUGCAACCACAUCUUCUACAAUGAGCCACCUUUUGAGGUGCGCGGCACAAACCCAUGGACCAAGCUGAAGUCUAUUAGCUAA
Molecule: messenger RNA, 1173 nt
Organism: Pelmatolapia mariae (spotted tilapia)
Lineage: Eukaryota; Metazoa; Chordata; Actinopteri; Cichliformes; Cichlidae
Product: pyruvate dehydrogenase E1 component subunit alpha, mitochondrial-like
Exons: 11
Coding region: 1-1173 (390 amino acids)
Biological process (GO): pyruvate decarboxylation to acetyl-CoA
Cellular component (GO): intracellular membrane-bounded organelle
Molecular function (GO): pyruvate dehydrogenase (acetyl-transferring) activity
Source: RefSeq, a predicted model, not a curated record